Molecule: messenger RNA, 177 nt
Organism: Acaulospora morrowiae
Lineage: Eukaryota; Fungi; Glomeromycota; Glomeromycetes; Diversisporales; Acaulosporaceae
Source: the annotation of a GenBank genome assembly
AUUCUAGAAACUCAACUUUGGAUGGAUAUUAUUAGCAAGACUAUGGCACCAAAUGUUCCCAUUUCUUCCACAAUCACACCAGCUCGAAAACUUUCAAGUAUUCAAUUACCCACUAGGAAUAUUGCUCCUUUACAGCAAGUGAAAAUAUCUUCGAAAAUAAUAACCACUGAACAAGCA